Molecule: messenger RNA, 3708 nt
Organism: Amyelois transitella
Lineage: Eukaryota; Metazoa; Arthropoda; Insecta; Lepidoptera; Pyralidae
Gene: Cln7
Product: major facilitator superfamily domain-containing protein 8
Exons: 7
Coding region: 232-1815 (527 amino acids)
Biological process (GO): transmembrane transport
Cellular component (GO): lysosomal membrane
Molecular function (GO): transmembrane transporter activity
Source: RefSeq, a predicted model, not a curated record
GAGGAGGGCGGAGUGCCGCAGUCGCGGAGGGAGCGGCGCGCGCGCCGAUCGCGUACAACUGCGCGCGCGCACACUCUUGCCAGGGGCCGUCCGCUGUUCUUUGUUUACUUCGGUGUUACUAAUGUCGCGUCGCCUCGUAAACCAAACACAAAUAUGUGACCAAGAUAGAAUAAUAAAAUAGCUCUUUGUUUUAAAAUCAGCUGUUUGUGUUCUUGAGAGGCUUUGUGAAACAUGGAUGAGGAAGAAUCGAAAGGCCUGACGAAGGCGAAUGGAGUGAAAGUGGUUACAGAAGGAUCGGGCGCUCCUAAAUCUGAAGACGGCAGAGGGGAGGAUGCGGGGGCGGGGCUGCUGGAGAGCGAGCAGCAGCGGAAGGAGCGCUGGCGCAGCGUGUAUGUGAUAUAUUUCACCAUGUUCCAGAUGUCGCUGGGCUUCAGCAUCGUCCUCACCGGCGUCUGGCCGUAUCUCGACAAGCUAGAGCCCGGCGCGAAGAAGGAAGUGCUGGGGCUAGCAGUGGGCGCCAAUCCCCUGGGACAGCUGCUGUUUUCACCGCUGCUGGGGCUGUGGGCCAACCGCGCGGGGUCUGCGCGUGCGCCGCUGCUGGCCACUCUCGCGCUGUUCGUGCUCGCCAGCACGCUUUACGCGCAACUGCAUCUCACACGACCCUACGCCAAGUACUGGAUGCUUCUCGCGAGGUUUCUCGUCGGUGUUAGCUCAGCCAACAUCGCAGUGGCGCGGUCCUACCUGUCGUCAGCCACGCUGGUGUCGGAGCGCACGCGCGCCGUGGCCUGGGUGUCGCUGGCGCAGGUGCUGGGCUUCGUGGUGGGGCCGGCGCUGCAGGCCGCCGCAGCCCCGCUCGGGCCGGGGCCCCCCUACCCUCCCCCCGGCGACCUCUCCUCCCCGCUCCGCCUGGACAUGUACACCGCGGCAGGCUGGAUCAAUGCAGUUUUCGGGAUCGUCAAUUUCGUGCUGUUCUUACCGUGGUUCUUCAAGGAGAGGCCCAUCGCUGCCAGGGAGGCCAUGGUGGCACAGGGAAAAGAUUCAGAGAAAGAAGCACUGAAAGCACUCAAGCCGGACUUAAUCAGCAGCUGGACGUUGGUGCUGGCGUUCUUCGUGUUGGUGUUCAACUUCGUGCUGUUGGAGACGCUCGCCACCAGCCUCACCAUGGACCAGUUCGCGUGGAGCAAGCGCCAGGCGCUGGAGUACAUGGGCGCGCUCAUGAGCGGCGGGGCAGUCGUCGCCUGCGUCACUUUCGCGCUCAUCUCGCCGCUCACCAAAUUCUUUGAAGAAAGAGCGCUACUGCUCUGGGGCGGUUUCCUAUUAACUGGUGUGGCAUCACUACUGUGCAUUCCAUGGGGCCCGGGCGGGCCGCCGCUGGCGCCGCCGGACGCCGCGGAGGCCGGCGGCGGCUGCCCGGCGGCCGCGCAGCCGUGGUGCGAGACCACGCGCGGGCUGACGCUCACGCAGUUCUUGCUCGGCUACGCUAGCGUCUCCGUGGGGUAUUCGCUCGGCGUCACGCUCAUACAGACCAUCUUCUCCAAAGUGCUGGGUCCUAGGCCGCAGGGCGUGUGGAUGGGCGUGCUGACGGGCGCGGGCUGCGUGUCGCGCGCGCUGGGCCCGGUGUUCGUGGCGGCGGUGUACGCGCGGCGCGGGCCGGCCGCCACCUUCAGCUGCACGGCGGCGCUGACCUUCCUCGCGCUGGCGGCGCUGCGGGCGGUGUACGGCCGCCUGCAGCCGCCGCCGCUGGCGCCGCCCGCAGCGGAGCUCCGGCCGCUGAGCCGCCCGCCGGACGAAGCGGCCACAGAUUUGGUCGCGUAGCACGCACGGGAGUGUCGCUUUUGUCCAGGCACUACGGCGACGUGGUUGAAUAGUUGUAAUGGAGUAUAACGCGGCCAAACCUGAGUUCACCUAUGGUACUGUGAUAAGGAGGCGAUUACUCCUACUAUAUAAGGUUGUAUAUAUGGAAGAUUCCGAAGUCCCUCGUUACAGUAUUUUACCAAUAUACAAUACAGGGUAGAGAAGUCACGUGACAGGGUUUUUACAGAUAAAUCUUGUAGAUUGCGCAUAGGCAUAGGUCUUAAACUUGCGGCAGGUGCGCCGUAGGAAAGUACCCCCUAGGUGAUUCGACGGCCUUAAGUUGAUGCUGUUGUUGUAUAAUCACUCCCAGCCGGUCUUCAGAAUAAUAAUAAUAUAUUUUUGGUAAUAAUAUGGCAGGUCUAUUUACAGCAAAGCAGUCUCAGGUUAAAUAUGUAUAAAAUUUCUAUCAUUAUAAUUCUUCAUGAACUGUCGCGUUUUAUCAAAAUUUAUAGACUAUAAAAAUAUUUUGCAUUCAUUCAAUAUCGCGAUCAAUUUCGUUACGAAAUAGACUUGAAUGGGCCGUAUUAAGGUUUUAAUUACCUAGAUUAUGUUAAGUUAAUGUUUGAAAAAAAAUACCUGAAUAUAAACUGGUGUAGGUUAGAUUUUUAUUUGUGGUUAAGUUGUAAAUUAAUGUACAUAGUUAAUUUCGAUUUAAGGUUAAUGAGAUGCCUACCAUUUUGCCUCGUUACCUACACUAUUGUUAGGCGAACGAGUAUUAACAUUAACAUUUUUGCACUGAAAUGAUUUGCCAUAGUUUUUACAAUUAUUUUAUAGGGUAUGGAACUGUUAUCUCUUUCUUAUUGUUUGAAGCUUCGUUAUAGAAAAUCUUAUUCAUAAAUGUAUGCUCAAACAAGCACAGUAAAUGACUAAAGUGCUCAAUACAAUGUGUUAUAAAUAAAUGUGACUUUAAAAUCCUUGUUAGAUGUAUUGUAUAUACGUAUUUUCUUAUUGUUCCGAUAAGGUAACUGUAAGAAUUAGAUAAAAUGCGUCGUUGGUUGACAAUGAAACGAUAAGUAAGUAUAGGUAUUUAGUGUUUAAUGACUGCAAUUUAGUUUAAGUAGUGUUCCGGAUGUGAUAACAAUGUGACAACUGAGUUAUUAUUGUAAGAACAGAUGUUUAUAUACAUAAACCUAUUUGAUUGAUCGUGCCAUGGCGGCAGCGGAUGCAUGUUCUUAUCAUAUUUAUAACACGAUUUGGUACCCCACUGCGAAUCACUUAUGUAUAUAAGCGUGCGUUAUUAUAACGCUUUAUUAAACGACUUAACAAAUUAUUUCAAAGUUUAGUUGACGAGCGUACUACAAUCAAUAUAAUAAGCCACAUAAGGAAGUUUCAAAUAUGCAUAAUUUCUGUUACAAUCGGCUAGUUAGGGCUGGUCUGAGCUGAGUACCUGUCUGUACAUACGUAUUUAUAUUAAUAUAGUUUAUGAUGUUAUGUAUGGAUUAUUGUAAUGUUGGAAGCUAGCCGUUGUGUUCAAUUCAAAGUUAAACGUUUUGUUUACACUUUUGAAACUAUUUGCGAAAAAUAAUACUUAAAAAAGUUAAAUAUAUUUACGUGUCAUGUUGGUCCUAGGGGUAGGUGUUUUAUUUACGUGCAAUGAAUUACUAUUUUUAUAUUUGGUAGCUAAUUAUAUAUGUUUACAUCCAUAGAAAGUUGCAAUGUGUUAUGAGUAAGGAGGACUGGGUCACGCAGCCAUGUUUACGAGCCCUGAAAAUGUUACAACUCUCUUCAGGGUUCCUGAUAGAUUCUUAAUAAUAUAUCGUCAACGGGAAGCCGAAAAGUAUUUCAUCCAGUCCUGUUGGUGGAAUGUGAAGACAUGUUUGUACAGAGUUUUAAAUAAAUGACGGUUUUACAAAA